AUGAAGAUGAAGGCUAAUGUUCGAGAUUUAUUUCAGGCCCUCUGGGCCAGUGUCCCAAUCUACCAAAUGACGCUCUUCAGCUCCAAAGCGUCCAUCCUACUGCAGUACCGCCGUGUCUUCAAGAUCCAGAAGAUGCUGCUCGCAUGCAACAUCAUGCUGGGCGUGAUCGUCGUCUACGGGACCUGGACGUUUGUCAGCGCGUGGCUGAACUGCAUUCCCGUGGCCAAGUUCUGGGACGACAGCAUCCCCGGUUACUGUCUCAAUAAAGAAGGGCUCUGGUUCUCGAAUUCCGCCAUGCAUAUCCUCAGCGAUAUCAUCAUUCUCACUUUGCCGAUGCCUGUCCUCAAGUCUUUGCAGCUGCCUACGAAGCAGAAAGUUGCUCUUAUGGGUGUUUUUGCGCUUGGUGGAUUCGUAACGGUCACAACCAUCAUCCGCCUAAAAAGCCUACUCGUGAUUUCAAAAUCCAGCGAUCCAACCUCACUGCCUGCAGACGACAACGUCGGCGCCGCAACCUGGUCCGCCAUCGAAUGCAACGUCGCCAUAAUCUGCGCCUCGCUACCAACCAUCAAGCCCCUCAUAUCGAAACUCUUCCCCAAGAUCCUCUCCUCAGCAGGCCACUACAGCCACAGCUACAGCUACUCGCGCAACAACAACAACCGCACGGGAGGAGGACUCAGCAAGGGCAGUCGCGCCAUAAAUAAUAAUCUAUCGACCGUCAACGCGACCGUCGUCGGUGCUGACGAUUCCCUGGCUAUGUAUGACAUGCAUCGUCAUCAUCGUCAUGGUGGUGGGAGUAGUUCCGGUCAUGACUCCAGCGCUAGCAGCCAGGAGAAUCUCAGCCAGGAUGGCGGCAAGAUGGGAGGUAUCAAGGUGACGACGGUGCUGUCGCAGGAGUCGGUCACUCGAGACGAGACGUCGAGUGUGCGGCAGUUGGUCAACAAGCCAUAUACCCCUCGGACCAACUCCGACACGCUGACCGGAGCAAGUCCUACUUACCCCACCAUUUUCGACAGUCUUCCGUCACGUUCUGCAUACCCCGCCUUUAUCUAUCUAUCUGCCAUGUCCGGCAUCCCAGACCUCCCAGAGAAAUAUGAAGAUCUCCCUGACAGGCGACGAUUCUGGCCUGCCCCUGCCGGCUCUGAAGAAGAAGGCCUGGGCAUGCUGCGCCUGCUGACGCCGGACGUCGUCGCUGCCGCCGCGCGUUCCGAGAUCCAGACCGGGGAGCGAGUGUGCUUGAAUUGGGAUUUGGAGAAGCUCGAUCCGCCGGGAUUCGGCCGCAAACCCUUCGAGCAUCGCAUCAAAUGGGUCGACCCGGACAAUGCCUUCGACGACGAAUUCCACUUCAACCCGCAGCAAUCCUCGCAGUGGGAUGGUCUCCGGCACCACAGCGCCCCCGGGCCGGACGGCAAAACCAAAGUCUGGUACGGCGGCACCACGGCCGAGGAGAUCCUGGACCCGAACUCGACCCGCAUCGGCAUGGGGUUCUGGGCGAAGAAGGGCAUUGCCGGCCGCGGCGUGCUCAUCGACUAUCUCUCAUGGGCGGAGAAGAGGGGCAUCGAGGUGAACGCGCUCACCCAGCAUGUUGUGUCGCUGGAUGACGUGCUCGAGAUCGCCAGGGAGUGCGGUAUCGAGUUCCGCCGAGGCGACAUCUUCUUCCUCCGCGUCGGCCUCACCAAGACCUGGGACAAGAUGACGCCCGCCGAGAAGCAGGCCUACAGCGCGCAGAAGGUCCCCAAGCACGCCGGCAUCGAGCAGAGCGAGCGCGUCGUCAAGUUCUUCUGGGACAACCACUUUGCCGCCGUCGCCUCGGAUACGGUCAGUUUCGAGGUGUUCCCGCCCCUGCAGAAGGAAUGGGAUCUGCACCACCACUUGCUGGCCGGCUGGGGUCUUCCCAUCGGCGAGAUGUUCGACCUGGAAGGACUGGCCGAGUUGUGUAAGAAACACAAGCGCUGGACGUUUUUCGUGUCGAGCAGCCCGCUCAACUGUGCAAAGGGCGUGGCGAGUCCGCCGAAUUGCAUGGCUAUUUUCUAA
Molecule: messenger RNA, 2031 nt
Organism: Rasamsonia emersonii CBS 393.64
Lineage: Eukaryota; Fungi; Ascomycota; Eurotiomycetes; Eurotiales; Trichocomaceae
Exons: 6
Coding region: 1-2031 (676 amino acids)
Molecular function (GO): arylformamidase activity
Source: RefSeq, a predicted model, not a curated record